Molecule: messenger RNA, 2939 nt
Organism: Liolophura sinensis
Lineage: Eukaryota; Metazoa; Mollusca; Polyplacophora; Chitonida; Chitonidae
Product: NF-kappa-B inhibitor alpha-like
Exons: 5
Coding region: 150-1343 (397 amino acids)
Biological process (GO): cellular response to tumor necrosis factor
Cellular component (GO): cytosol
Molecular function (GO): NF-kappaB binding
Source: RefSeq, a predicted model, not a curated record
AGGAACACUUCUUCACAAAACAGAUACACAACCGGUCUGAAAUUCUUGACAGCAGAUCCAAAUAACUAACUAGCGCCAUUAAAACUGGCCAAAGUACUGUGAGUACUAGAUUUCACAGUGACGCACAGCUGGUUAACUCGCUGAUCAACAUGGCGGAUUUGAGGUCGCGGCUUGCACAGCCCACUAGUCGGUUAGACGAAUGUGUAGAGACGGACGAAGUGCCGGUGGCCGAUAUGGACGUACAUGUACAAGAUAUAAGGAGGUGUUACGGUACGACUGGCCCUGAGACUGACAGUGGUCGCUUGCUAUCACAGCCUGGACAUUUUGACAGUGGCGUUGGACUCGAUUCGUUUCCCAGCUUUUGUCAGGAUUUCAAGCUGUUGUCGGUGACCGACCAUCGAGUUUCGAAUCUGACUAUUUUGCCAGAAGUAUGUUCAGACGUUUGUGAUAGUGGAUGUUCAGAAGAAAGAUUGAGCAGUGCGAAAUGUCCUAUCGUAGAAACAGAUAACAAUGCGGAGUAUCAUACUAGACCUUCAGAGGUGGCGUUUUUCGAACAGGACGAAGACGGCGAUACGCAAUUACACAUGGCGAUUAUCCAGCUGGUGGGACAGGUUGCAGAAUGCAUGAUUUUGCGUGCCACAGACCACCAACAAGUGAAUCUGAUGAAUGACCUGAGACAAACCCCACUUCAUCUCUCUGUCAUAACCAAUCAGCCUCACAUCAGUAAAAAACUCAUGCUUUCUGGAGCCUUAUUGGAACUGACAGACAACAAAGGAAAUACUGCCCUUCACAUUGCGUGUAAAGAGGGUUACAGGGACUGUGUGGAAGUACUUACUACACCUUUUUAUUCCGAAGACAUCAGGUGCCCUUACGCUCUUCCUGUGCAAAAUGUUCCACAAAAUUUGGAAAUGGCGAAUUAUGAAGGUCAGACUUGUUUACACUUGGCAGCAGACAACUACCUGAGGCCACAACAAAAGCACACCUACCUUCAGAUUGUCAAGCACCUGUUGAAUAUCGGGGCCAAUGUCAAUGCUCCAGAUGGUAAGAGUGGAAGAACAAUUCUGCACUAUACGGCUGAGUACGGGAACAUGAAGCUCAUGUUGGUUAUCCUUCAGCUGCCAGGUGUGAACCUCAAUGCCACCACCUACGCUGGUAAAACACCCCUAAUGCUGGCCAUUGGGCGGGGCUUUCAUGAUCUGGCCCAAGGAUUGGUCGAAGCAGGUGCUCAUCCUCCUCCAGAGGGCUUUUACAACUUAGAUAGUUCUGAAGAUAUGUCCGAUGAAGACUCGGGCAGUGAGUAUGAUGACAUUUGUAUUGAUGGUCAGCCCUUGUCAAGAAGCUGAGCUGGCAUCUGGAGGGGUCUUCCUAUAUCCUCUCCCCCAGGCACUGUCAGUGAUGUCCUGUCAUCUCCAGCCCCAAUCCCAACAAGGGGAGGAGUCUAGGGGAGGAGUGGUCAGUCUAGAGUCUGACUGCUCCUCACACCAGCCAGGGCAGGUUUCCAGGCUGAUGUCCAAAGAGAGGCUGGGGAUCAACUGACAAGGCGGACUGAGCAGGCAGACUGGGCUUUUCCACAGGCAGGUCCUGUAAAAGCCCAGCUGUUUUUCCAGAACACUUUACAACUAGAGCCAAAAGGCCUUAGUGCUUUGGUCAGUUCGUCUGAUGGUCAUCUACAAAUACAGAACGAAACUGUUAAUGUUAAAUCUGCUUGACCAGUUUCUGUUCACCGAAUGACCAACUCUCUACAGUGUUAUUUAAUAUUACUGUAUAUCUUUUCCAACCUUUGACUUGCACCGACAUGUUUUCUUCCAAGAUUUUCAUUUUAUUGAGGGAUGAUGGCAUUCGUUAUGUUGUAAUUUGCGACUGCUAGUAUUUAUUAGCUUGAAGCUGUAAAACUAGAUUUUGUAUGCUUAACUACUUGUUUUGGCAUAAAGAGUUCUAACCUCUUUUAAAAAAGCAAAUAGGGCUUAUUACAGGGAGUAUAUGUAGGAACACCCUAUGCAAAGUUAAACCAAUGAACUAAAAUAGAAGAGAAUAUACGUAGCUACAAGUAUGUUAUAUUGUGGUCUUAAAUCUUUCAGUUUUAACAUUUUUGAAUUUAUACAAAUUAAUUUUGAUCUUAUAGCAUCAGUUCAGUGGUGGGUUCAGCUAUAUGACGAAACUCAGUUCUGGAAUGUGGUAAAUUGGUCAUACAGAUUUUGAAGAUAGCUGUGGAAGCAAAGGGAUACUAUAGAUGUUGCCAUCAGAUCUCCGAGAAUUGGUGAAGAGUAUUUGUCAGAGUAAAGAGUAUAGCUACUUAAGCUAUGGGGAUUUUGUCAGGAAGAGAAGUUCGAUAUGAAUACCAGGCGUAGACGCUUUCUGGGAUUUAUCUAUCAGAUAACCCAAUUCACGAAAAUAUAUUGGUAUCAGGAAGAAAGUAGGGUUGGAUUACCUACGUCAGCAUGUAGGAUCGUGCCACUAAGGCGAUUAAGUUUGACAGUAGAAAGGCAGCGAAGAGCUUUGGAAAGUGAGAUUGACAUUUUCUGCUUAGCCAGUGCGAAAUUUAUAGCCAGUGAAAUAAAUAUGUGUAUAUGAAUUAGAGCUUAGUAGUAGAUGUGCGAGUGAACUGAAAGCCGCCAGUUCGGUUAGAAUGUUGUGUUAAUGUCGACACCUGCAUUAUGAUGAUCUGUAAUGUAUGUUUGAGUUUGUAAUUGUGGACAAACGUUUGUGAUCAAGUUAUAUCGGGCAGCUAUGUACAUAUAAUUAUCAUUGUGAGAAAUACACAAGUGUUUAGAUUCAGAGUUAUGUUCCCUUCAUUUAUUUUGAAUGUGGUGUUUCCUUCAAGGCCACGUGCCGCUGUUAGCAAAAGGUUAUGUAUAAUUUAUUCUGUACUUCAAGUGUCAGUAUUAGAAUUAGAGGUUAGAAUUCAGAUGAAAAAAAUAAAACUUUUCAUAAACCAAGAA